This is a messenger RNA of Fulvia fulva, 297 nucleotides long. Its product is annotated as ATP synthase subunit f, mitochondrial. Lineage: Eukaryota; Fungi; Ascomycota; Dothideomycetes; Mycosphaerellales; Mycosphaerellaceae. The coding region runs from base 1 to 297 and encodes 98 amino acids. The transcript is spliced from 5 exons. Gene Ontology annotation, biological process: proton motive force-driven ATP synthesis. The record is from RefSeq and is a predicted model, not a curated record.
AUGGUCUCCUCAAUAAUCCCACCAAAGGUUGCCUCGCCCAACAGAGAUGUACAGGCCAUCGGCGGUGCCGCAGAUGCUGCGCGCAUGCAGAAUGUUGUCGGAUUCUACGAGAAGCUCCCACGCGGCGCUGCUCCAGCACCAAAGCCAAGCGGCCUUUUCCAGAGAUACCAGGCUAGAUACAUGGGAGCCAAGCCAAGCCCAAUGCCAAUCGUCCACGUCGUCGGCAGCAUGAUCCUUCUCGGAUACGCACAGAACUACUACUUCCAUCUCCGUCACCACAAGAACAACGCUCACUAG